UAAAUUAAUGGUAUAGAUUCCAAAGUGUGUUAGUUUUAUUUUUUGUCUCUAAGACAAGAUUCCUGCCCUGAGGAGUUUACAACACAAAUGGGACAGGGCUUAUUACUGACAAAAGCUCUCAGUUCCAACUAUACAUUUUUCUGCAAAUUUUGUCCAACACAUGUGACAUACACUUAACAUGGUGUUAAUGACGAACUCUCUCCCUUAUCCAAGCAUAUGGGUGUAACCUGCAGGGAAAGCUUCAGUGAUUACUAGAUUUUUUUUAAACAUAAUUUAAAUAAGUUGAAUACCAUAGCUCACUUUUGAAAUACAUCAACUGUACUGUGUUUUAUGAACUUCUGGGUGCAUAUUAGUGACCGGUUUUUAUGGAGGCACUUGAAUCAACAUUGAGAAACACAGCAGUUAGGGCAUGAUUCUUUGAUGUACUGACCACUUCCUUGAGGUGCUAAACACCCUCAUAUCUCAGCAACUUCAAUAGAGUUGAGAACAGCUACUUUCUGCAUGCCACUGAUACUUCAAGGCAUCAGCCCAUAAACUUCUCACCUAUUCCCCAAAGCUAGUACUGUUUUUGCAUGAAAAAUCUUAAAUAUUUUAAGAGAUAGGCAUUGUAGGCCCCCAGCAGGAACGGAGUUAAGUGACUUGCCUUUGAAUAAUAUGGUUCCAGCUAAACUUGUUUCUAACAAACUUUAAGAGGGGCCUACUGUUGCCAUGUUGAAGAACUGGCAAAUCCCUGUGCUAGCUUUAAAAGCUUCUUUUUAGUUUUAAAAUGCUUCUUUGAGACCCAGCUAUCCUGUAUUGGGUAAGUUAAGUUCUAAGGCUGAUGCAAGACCUUUCCUCACUCCAGCAGUUGAGAGCUAGCCUCUCAGUCCUUGCUCCUAGGGAAACAUGGGACCUGAAAUCUGAUCUUUCCAAGAGCAGAGUAAGGAACAAGCCUGCUGGACUGUCUCUGUAGGUUUUUUCCCCCAAUGAGAGAGCUCCCUACAGCUGGCUUUAGGCACCUGCACUAACCAGGGGAACUUCUGCAGGCCAAGCAAUGUCAAUUCUGGGGGAUGGAACAGCUGAUCUGUUAAGUAUCUCUUAUUCGGUUAUGAUUCAUCCCAUACACAGCAGCGAAUGUGAACGACACACUCAGAUCAACAUGCCACAGUCAGAUGCUGGGAUCUGUCCUCUCUGCUGCAAAACCCCUCUUGGUAGUGAAGAUAAGAGGUGGGCUACGAUCCUCCAUUUUAUGCCAAUUCUUUGUGACCCUCGCUGUAAGGGCCACGCCACCCCAGCCCUUGAGCUGGGCAGAGGCGGCUGCCUGGGGACAUCUCCUGCUGUCUCCGCGGCGCGCACAGAACAACAUUUUCCGUCUUGGAGCCCGAGGCGCGUCUUUCAAAUGACCCCCAGUCUAGUCCCAAAGCCCGCGGUGCCCAGUGGAAACUAGCGACGUUGGCUGCGAGCGCCAGGUCACGCGGCAGGGCAGCAUCCCAGCGGCGCAGAUUUGCUGCAGCAGCGUUUCCCUCAUGUCCCAGAAAUCCUGGAUAGAAAACACUUUCACCAAGAGGGAAUGUGUGUAUAUUAUACCAAGUUCAAAGGACCCUCACAGAUGCCUUCCAGGAUGUCAGAUUUGUCAACAACUUGUCAGGUGCUGCUGUGGUCGCUUGGUCAGGCAACAUGCUUGCUUUACUGCAAGUCUUGCCAUGAAAUAUACAGAUGUCAAACUGGGUGAAAAUUUUAAUCAAGAAAUAGAAGAAUGGUCAGUGGAAAAACACACAGAACAGAGUUCAACUGAUGCUUAUGGUGUCAUUAACUUUCAAGGUGGCUCUCAUUCAUGCAGAGCAAAGUAUGUGCGAUUAUCAUAUGACACUAAGCCUGAAGCCAUUCUACAACUUCUUCUUAAAGAAUGGCAAAUGGAGCUGCCCAGACUUGUUAUCUCUGUACAUGGGGGGAUGCAGAAAUUUGAACUUCAUCCACGCAUCAAACAAUUGCUUGGCAAAGGUCUUAUUAAAGCUGCAGUAACAACAGGUGCCUGGAUUAUAACUGGAGGAGUGAACACAGGUGUUGCAAAACAUGUUGGUGAUGCCCUGAGAGAACAUGCUUCCAGAUCAUCUCGAAAGAUUUGCACUAUUGGGAUAGCUCCAUGGGGAGUGAUUGAAAACAGAAAUGACCUUGUUGGAAGAGAUGUUGUUGCUCCAUAUCAAACUCUGUUAAACCCUCUAAGUAAACUAAAUGUCCUAAAUAAUCUCCAUUCCCAUUUCAUACUGGUGGAUGAUGGAACAGUUGGAAAGUAUGGAGCAGAAGUUAACUUGCGAAGAGAACUGGAAAAAACUAUCAAUUUGCAGCGGAUCCAUGCAAGAAUUGGCCAGGGUGUCCCUGUGGUAGCACUGAUAUUUGAAGGUGGUCCCAAUGUUAUCCUCACAGUUUUGGAAUACCUUCAAGAAAGUCCUCCUGUGCCAGUAGUAAUAUGUGAGGGAACUGGGAGAGCAGCAGACAUACUGGCAUAUGUUCAUAAGCAAACAGAAGAGGGAGGAAAUAUUCCUGAUGGAGCAGAACCUGAAAUCAUUUCAACCAUCAAAAAAACAUUUAACUUCGGUCAGAGUGAGGCAGUUCAUCUGUUUCAGACGUUGUUGGAAUGCAUGAAAAAAAAAGAACUUAUUACCGUAUUCCAUAUUGGGUCAGAUGAACAUCAAGAUAUUGAUGUUGCAAUACUUACAGCACUGCUGAAAGGUACAAAUGCUUCUGCAUUUGACCAACUUGUCCUUACACUGGCAUGGGACCGAGUUGAUAUUGCCAAAAAUCAUGUUUUUGUUUAUGGACAACAGUGGCUGGUUGGAUCGCUGGAACAGGCUAUGUUAGAUGCCCUUGUGAUGGAUCGAGUUGCAUUUGUGAAACUUCUUAUUGAAAAUGGAGUAAGCAUGCACAAGUUCCUUACAAUUCCCAGGCUGGAAGAGCUUUACAACACAAAACAAGGCCCAACUAACCCAACACUCUUUCACCUUGUUCGGGAUGUCAAACAGGGAAACCUUCCUCCAGGAUAUAAAAUCAACCUGAUUGAUGUAGGGCUUGUUAUUGAAUAUUUGAUGGGAGGAACCUACAGAUGCACCUAUACGCGAAAACGCUUUAGAGUCAUAUACAACAGUCUCAGUGGGAACAGUCGGCGGUCUGGGCGUAAUCCUUCAAAUAAUACUCCUCAACUGCGUAAAAGCCAUGAGCCUUUUGGGAACAGGGCAGAUAAAAAAGAGAAAAUGCGACAUAAUCAUUUCAUCAAAACUGCACAGCCUUACAAACCAAAGAUUGAUACGAGUGCAGAAGAAGGAAAAAAGAAAAGAACCAAAGAUGAAGUCGUAGACAUUGAUGAUCCUGAAACUAGACGCUUUCCUUAUCCUCUUAAUGAACUCUUACUUUGGGCAGUGUUAAUGAAAAGACAGAAAAUGGCCCUCUUCUUCUGGCAGCAUGGUGAAGAAUCCAUGGCUAAAGCCUUAGUUGCCUGCAAGGUGUAUCGUUCAAUGGCACAUGAGGCAAAACAAAGUGACCUUGUUGAUGAUACCUCAGAAGAACUGAAACAGUACUCCAAUGAGUUUGGACAACUCGCAGUUGAACUACUAGAACAGUCCUUCCGACAAGAUGAAACCAUGGCUAUGAAGUUAUUAACGUAUGAGCUGAAGAACUGGAGUAAUUCAACCUGUCUUAAGCUAGCAGUGUCUUCAAGACUCCGCCCAUUCGUAGCUCAUACUUGUACACAGAUGUUGUUGUCUGAUAUGUGGAUGGGAAGACUAAAUAUGAGGAAGAAUUCAUGGUACAAGGUGAUACUGAGCAUCUUACUACCCCCUGCCAUACUAAUGCUGGAAUAUAAAACCAAGGCAGAAAUGUCCCAUAUUCCACAAUCUCAAGAUGCGCACCAGAUGACAAUGGAAGACAGUGAAAACAACUUCCAGAAUACAGCAGAAGAGAUACCCAUGGAAGUAUUUAAAGAAGUAAGAGUCUUGGAUAGUACUGAAGGAAAACAUGACAUGGAGAUGCCAACAAAACCUAAGCGACUUCCAAUUACACGAAAGUUUUAUGCAUUCUAUCAUGCGCCAAUUGUGAAGUUCUGGUUCAAUACGUUGGCAUACUUAGGAUUUCUGAUGCUUUACACAUUUGUAGUCCUUGUAAAAAUGGAAGAAAUACCAUCAGUUCAAGAAUGGAUUGUUAUAUCUUAUAUUUUUACGUCAGCUAUUGAGAAGAUUCGUGAGAUCUUUAUGUCAGAGGCGGGGAAAAUUAAUCAGAAGAUUAAAGUGUGGUUCAGUGAUUACUUCAAUAUCAGUGAUACAAUUGCCAUUGUUACUUUCUUCAUUGGGUUUGCACUAAGAUUUGGAGCAAAAGGGAACUUUGGUGACAAUACUUACAAAGAAAAUUAUGUUUUUGUUGCUGGAAGAAUAACAUACUGUCUAAAUAUUAUAUUUUGGUAUGUGAGAUUACUGGAUAUUCUAGCUGUAAAUCAACAGGCUGGCCCUUAUGUCAUGAUGAUUGGCAAAAUGGUGGCCAACAUGUUCUACAUUGUAGUGAUUAUGGCACUUGUACUGCUUAGUUUUGGUGUUCCCAGGAAGGCAAUACUCUAUCCUAAUGAAGCACCAUCUUGGACUCUUGCUAGAGAUGUUGUGUUUCAUCCAUACUGGAUGAUUUUUGGUGAAGUUUAUGCAUAUGAAAUUGAUGUAUGUGAAAAUGAUUCAUCAGUUAGCCGUCUCUGUGGCCCUGGAACAUGGCUGACCCCAUUUCUUCAAGCUGUGUACCUCUUUGUACAGUACAUUAUUAUGGUUAAUCUCCUUAUUGCAUUUUUCAACAAUGUGUAUUUACAAGUAAAGGCAAUUUCAAACAUCGUAUGGAAGUAUCAGCGCUAUCAUUUCAUUAUGGCCUACCAUGAAAAACCUGUCCUGCCUCCACCUCUUAUUAUUCUUAGUCAUAUGGCUUCCUUAUGUUGUUGUAUAUGUAAAAGAAGGAAGAAAGACAAGACUUCAGAUGGACCAAAACUCUUCCUAACAGAAGAAGACCAAAAGAAACUUCAUGACUUUGAAGAGUUGUGUGUUGAGAUGUAUUUCAAUGAAAAAGAUGAUAAAUUCCACUCUGGAAGUGAAGAGAGAAUUCGAGUCACAUUUGAACGGGUUGAACAAAUGUGCAUUCAGAUAAAAGAAGUUGGUGAUCGAGUCAACUACAUCAAACGGUCAUUGAACUCUUUAGAUUCUCAGAUUGGCCACCUACAAGAUCUCUCUGCUCUCACUGUGGAUACUCUAAAAACACUAACUGCACAAAAAGCUUCAGAAGCCAGCAAAGUCCAUAAUGAAAUUACGCGCGAGUUAAGCAUUUCAAAACAUUUGGCACAAAACUUUAUUGAUGAUGGUUCCCUGAGAUCUUCAGUAUGGAAAAAACACAACAUUGGAAAUGUGUUUGGUUCUUCUUUUCCACAAGGAGACCUCGAGAGUAGUAAUGCUUUAUUAUGUAACAUUUCUAUGCAUAGUGAAAGAGAUAUUCAACAUAAGACAAUUGGUCAGGAUUUAGCUCCAGUUUCCAGGGGGGAAGAACUAAGGUUUCAAGAGGCAGGUUCCUCAGGCAGUGCCUUUUUUCCAAGUGCUGUUUCUCCUCCAGAACUUCGGCAAAGAUUACAGGGUUCAGAGAUCUCAGAAUCCAUUAAUAAAAAUAAAAUAUUAGGCAAUUCAUCGAACAGCAUGCCACGUCUAACAUCCCCAACAGCUAAAUUGUUUGUUAGCACUCCAUCUCAGCCGAGUUGCAGAAGUCAGUUGGAAUCUACAGCAAACAAUGAAGCAGCAAUUUUGUCUAAGGCUACAGAAGGAGAUAGUAACGUAGAAUUUGGUGCAUUUGUGGGUCACAGAGACAGCAUGGAGUUACAACAAUUUAAGGAGUCAGCGAUUAAAAUUAAAGAAAAAAAAGCUAAUAUUGAGGAGCAACAAGAGGACUUUAAGAAAGCUAUUCUGGAGGGCAUCGAUUUGACCAAACAUCAGACUGGUCUUCAAGCUGAUGGCAGCCUAAGUCAGGUUAACUCUUGUGAUGGAUUUACAGAAUAUCACAAAAACUCUUUGGCAGUUCAUUCAGAACAAUUUCACAACAAAAGUAGAAGAGCAUCAGCUGAAGAUACUCAGCAAGUAGACUCUAAGGCUGCAUUGCUUACGGAUUGGUUACAAGGUAGACCUUCAAGUAGCAAUCAAAUGCCUUCUGAAGAAGAUACCUUGAACGGUAUUGCUUCUCCUUUCAAGCCGAUCAUGGACACCACUUACUACUACUCAGCUGUGGAAAGGAAUAACUUGAUGAGAUUAUCACAGAGCAUUCCAUUCACUCCUGUGCCUCCAAGAGGUGAGCCAGUCACUGUGUAUCGCCUUGAAGAAAGUUCUCCCAACAUCUUGAACAACAGCAUGUCUUCCUGGUCACAGCUAGGACUCUGUGCUAAAAUUGAAUUUUUAAGUAAAGAGGAGAUGGGAGGUGGAUUACGUCGAGCCGUUAAAGUAGCAUGCACGUGGUCAGAAUAUGAUAUCCUGAAAUCAGGACAUCUUUAUAUCAUCAAAUCUUUUCUUCCUGAAGUUGUGAAUACUUGGUCAAGCAUUUACAAAGAGGAGACAGUGUUGCACCUCUGUUUGAGAGAAAUUCAACAGCAGAGAGCAGCACAGAAGCUCACAUUUGCUUUCAAUCAAAUGAAGCCUAAAUCCAUUCCAUAUUCUCCAAGGUUCCUGGAAGUUUUCCUGUUAUAUUGCCACUCAGCUGGACAAUGGUUUGCAGUUGAGGAGUGCAUGACUGGAGAAUUUAGAAAAUACAACAAUAACAACGGUGAUGAAAUAAUUCCAACUAACAUGCUAGAAGAGGUCAUGCUAGCAUUCAGCCACUGGACUUAUGAAUAUACAAGAGGAGAGUUGCUGGUACUUGACCUGCAAGGUGUGGGUGAAAAUUUGACAGAUCCCUCUGUGAUAAAAGCUGGAGAAAAAAGGUCAUAUGAUAUGGUGUUUGGUCCUGCCAACUUAGGAGAAGAUGCAAUCAAAAACUUCAGAGCUAAGCACCAUUGCAAUUCUUGCUGCAGGAAACUUAAACUUCCUGAUCUGAAGAGAAAUGAUUAUACGCCUGACAAAAUUAUAUUUCCUCAGGAUGAUUCUCCAGAAUUGACAAUUCAGCCUGGAAGCUGCACCAAAGAAUCAGAAUCAACUAGUUCUAUUCACUUGAUGCUGUAAUGACAUGAGCAAACACUGGCAUUGCACGGUGUCACUAAGUUGUCGAUUAUCUGUCUUCCACUAAAAUCAGAUGAAAGAGAUCAAAACAAAGAACCAAGUGUUAUAAGUGGAAUUUUGAUGUCUGGUCCGUAAUCUAAGGACUUAACAACUUGUGGUAACCAUCUACAGAGAUGAGCUGGCAGCUGAUUAUUUUAAGGGGAAUGACAAGAAUUUAUGAAAUGUUUUUAAAGAGUCUUUUUUGGAGAAGGUUAUUUUUAGUUUUGCUUUUGUCCAGUGGAGGUUCGACUAAUCCUCUAAUCCUGUGGUGCAACAGGCUCUUGACUAAAAGGACUUCUUUUUGGAUGUUUUAAGGCAAAGUGUCUGUUUGGCAGCUGGUUUACUGUCAGCCAGCUAGAGAAAUGGGAGACUGCAUCCUUCUUCUUUAUCGGAGGUUUCCCUGCGCAUUGUCAGAAGUGUCUCAUCUCAUUAGAUGCCAUGUAGUUUCAUCUGGCCUUUGGAAGGGAACAGAUCCAAAGGAUCUGUGUAUAUCGUGCCAGUAUGCUGAGGGUUGAAGUCAGAAAUGGAUCUAUUCCAAUAAAGAGUUUGUCUCCUGAAUCAGGAUUCAGCUUCAUAGAUGUGAAGCCAGUUUUUAUGGAAUAGAGUUUUAAUUGUGUAAUGAAAUUUCUUGUUUUUAUACAUUUCAGUUUUAUCAAGUCACUGUCAAAUAGUAACAAAUAAAGCCAGGAUAGUCUGGUAUAAUUACAUCAUAUAGUAGAACAGAGUACAUACUGGUCCAAACAAGAAGUUGCCUUGUUGGAAAAAAAAGAACAAAGUCGGGGAAAUGCUUUUUCUUGUAAUGACUGCUUCUGAAGUUAUGCCUUCCAAAACUCUCAUAAAACCAGUAUAUCAAAGCGGAAUGUACACAUGAACUUUUAAAUGUAUUUAAAAUUGUAUAGAAACAUCUUUUAAUGUUAUGUUGUUUGUGGUACUUUAUUUAAAAAAGACUAGGGUUGGAUUAGCAUUAUGUAAAGUACGGGAGAUUGCAAUGCAACUUUAUGCCAAUAAAAUGUAAUUUAACUGUCCCAAGUCUUGUUGAGUAUUCAACAAGAAAAACCUGUUGUCCAACUGAAGUUUCAUGCUGCGAUUUUUAUUUUGUUUGUUACAUAGGUACUAAUUUGUAAUUUUUAAUUGAAGGGCAAUAUAAAGCUCUAUGAAAAAUUUUUUUAUUCAGUAGUGUAUCUUAUAGAUACAGACCUAAGGCACGAACACAAUAGCUGUUUAAAUCGUGUUUUAUGUUGAUGGGGGGAAAGGUAAAGUGUAUUAAAGAUAUAAUACUGUAUACAUUUUGUAUAUCAUUAAAUCUUUAAAUCUAAAAUAAAUUUAUUCUUGUUUACAGA
Molecule: messenger RNA, 8563 nt
Organism: Chelonoidis abingdonii (Abingdon island giant tortoise)
Lineage: Eukaryota; Metazoa; Chordata; Testudines; Testudinidae
Gene: TRPM7
Product: transient receptor potential cation channel subfamily M member 7
Biological process (GO): monoatomic cation transmembrane transport; calcium ion transport; protein phosphorylation
Cellular component (GO): plasma membrane
Molecular function (GO): calcium channel activity; protein serine/threonine kinase activity; ATP binding
Source: RefSeq, a predicted model, not a curated record